GCCGUUCCAUGCAGUACGGACGUCCGUCUGAACCUGAUCACGGUACCGUGCUCUCCUUCAUUGGAUGCGAUGCUGCAACGCGGAACGGGAGGCCGCGGAAGUGAUCUCGAGAGGGAAGGUGGAUCCUCGAAAUUCAGCUUACCUCCAACGGCGUGGACAGGAUGCGGGAUGUGACGAGAGGCCUCAGGCUGGCACGUCCCUGUGGUUUGGCAAAUAAUUGUCGACUGUCAGGUACCGGCUGCAGUCGCGCGGAGUCCGUGGAUGUAACCAUCGCUCGACAGAAGGCGAGGGGAUUACCGCCGGCAAGUGACCGUCAUGUCGGUGCACAAUGUACGGGCACAUACUUUGCUGUUGCUGCCAUCUCUAGGGUCGUCCACCUAAUGCUGUCUGCUGUGGCGACACAUUCCGCCAAACUAGGGAGGAGGGUAGUGGGCCACUGGCAUCCUACCAUCGUCAGACAGAUCCGGUAUGUGGAUCAUCUUGGCUCGAGAUUUGCAUCGCACUGUAGUGCUAGGAUGGUCGAACCAGAUGCUGACGAGCCUUUCGUCAGCCCGCUUGCGACGGCGUGCGGUCCAAGACUGGGUUCGUGUUCCUUAGUCAUUUUUGAUACGAUGGCGUACGAUUGUGGUGCCCAAAAAUAUAUAGUUGUCUGGGAAGGAACCAACUCAAAGUGCGAGACCACGAUUGUGAGUCGCCCAUGCGCAUUGACCUGCUGGCCACCUAGGCCUGUUUACAGAAGUGGGAGGGCCCGACAAGAUCGGUCUUCCGCAAGUCUUUCGAACACGUACUUACAAGCUAGAGCAAGUGCAGGUGCUCGCUGGAUACCUCGCAGUUCAUCAAGGGGAUUUUACCCCAGACUACCCCACAUCCUUGGUCCAGGACCUUGGAUGCCCUUCCUGCUCGGAUGAACUGUCCGGUGCCUCGGACGUGUCCUGUCAUUCUUGGCAUUUCAUGUCGAGUCCGAGUCGCCUGUCAUCCGGCCGGUAAGAACCUGUCCGUUUUAACAGUCAAU
Fomitopsis serialis is the source of this 1012-nucleotide messenger RNA. RefSeq lists its product as uncharacterized. Lineage: Eukaryota; Fungi; Basidiomycota; Agaricomycetes; Polyporales; Fomitopsidaceae. The record is from RefSeq and is a predicted model, not a curated record. The transcript is spliced from 2 exons. The coding region runs from base 162 to 908 and encodes 248 amino acids.